Fusarium pseudograminearum CS3096 is the source of this 609-nucleotide messenger RNA. RefSeq lists its product as uncharacterized. The record is from RefSeq and is a predicted model, not a curated record. The transcript has 3 exons. NCBI's taxonomy places the organism in Eukaryota, Fungi, Ascomycota, Sordariomycetes, Hypocreales, Nectriaceae. The coding region runs from base 1 to 609 and encodes 202 amino acids.
AUGCGUUCAUCCUUUGCUAUCCUCGCCAUGGCCGUCUCGGCCGUCUCGGCCCAGUCUGUCAAGACAUACAAGGACUCUCUCGACAUGACCAUUGACCCCAACUCUGUCGAGCUCACCACCAGAUCUAGUUGGUGCGGAGCCCAGCAAAACACUUGCGAUACUCUCUGCUCGGACAACACCGACAAGAACAACUGUAACGACGAUACCCUCAACUGGGAAUGCACAUGCUCCUCCAACAGCUCGGCUCCCGGUCUCCAGUACUACACCCAGACCAUGCCCACCUUUAUCUGUGAAAACCUCUUUGCGCAAUGCAUUUCGCAAACCAACACUCAAAGCGGAAGCGAAGAAUGCAAGAAGAAGAUCCAGUCCAAGUGCGCUGAGCAGAGCCCCCCUAAGAACCUUGCUAGCGACGACGACGAUACCAGCUCCAGUGCCACCGACACUGCUACUGCUACUGCCUCAGCCACCAAGACCUCAUCGGACGCUAGUGGCACCGCAGCGGCUGUGUCCACGACAAGUUCUGAUGCCUUUGCUGCCCCUACCAUGGCGCCGGCGGGCAAGGGUGCCGCUGCUGCCGUUGCUCUCGGCAUGUUGGCCUACCUCAUCUAA